Messenger RNA from Larimichthys crocea (large yellow croaker), 3624 nucleotides. It is a transcript of the gene lrif1, whose product is annotated as ligand dependent nuclear receptor interacting factor 1. The transcript is spliced from 3 exons. Lineage: Eukaryota; Metazoa; Chordata; Actinopteri; Sciaenidae. The record is from RefSeq and is a predicted model, not a curated record. Gene Ontology annotation, biological process: regulation of DNA-templated transcription. Bases 601 to 3135 code for a protein of 844 amino acids. Gene Ontology annotation, molecular function: nuclear retinoic acid receptor binding.
GGUCGACCGGAUGUUGGUGGAAAGCCGAGUUCACAAGCUGCCAGGGAUUUAGUAACACUGCUGAACGUGUUUACUGUGACGUCAGCUGGAGGAAGACGUCGACAAAAACACAAAAUAAUGAGUUUUAACGGAGAAUAAAGUUUAAGUCUGAGUCUGUGUUUUAAAAAAAACACGCCGCUUCGUGAGCGUGGCACCGAUACAAACCGUAACGUCGUUUGCGUCAUUGAACACAGCCCGUGUAACAGACCGGAAGCUCGGUGUUACAGAGGGGAGAUAUGCGGGAACGGAAGCCGAGAGGCGAAAAGCAGAAGAAAAAAUGUCGAGUGAAAAAAUGUUUUCAGUGCCAAUAAAACGACCGUAUGUGUGGUCGGUGAGUGACCAUGGCGAGGAAACCCUCCCUCAUGUUUAACGGACGGAAGCAACGACGGAAAUAACUAACGUAGUUUGGUUCACAAGUGACUGCUCAUGCGUUUAUGUAGACCCAGGUAACGCGAGCACGUCCAGCAUGUAACGCGCACCGAGACUGAUGAUUAAAGCUGCCGUCCAACAUUAACCAGCCAAGACGCCUUUGCGUUUUUUUUAUUUUGUUUUUAAUGAACGAUGUAUCCCACAAUCAGAGAAAUGGAUGCGGUUCACAGUGGGACUGGUGUCUUUUAUCAGGCAAUGCCUGCUGUUGGAGCUGACGGAAAGAACAUCAUGAAACUGAUUCCUGUACAAAUGGUCAACGGACAAUUUGUCCCAACUGAAACAAGCAAACCCAAAAAGGCUCCUACCCCACAGAAAGCUGUGACUAUAGAUAUUGCCUCAGCAGCUAUCCAGAUGGUCAAAGAGGCAACUUGGAACACUUGUGCCUCUCAGCUUCUCAGGAAGCAGGCUUCCCUCGUGAGUCAGGUAGAUCUGAAUGUUCGGAAUUCGGCAAACAAGCGCCCACUGCUGCAGCCAAGUGUAAAUUCAAUGACCAAAGUACCUCAGAUGGCAACACCUGCAACAAACUGCGUCAGUCAGCAAGUAACAUUUCCAAGUCAGCUCCCAGUGACGGUGAAAUCUCCAGCACUCCCCAGAGGACAGUACCUUCAGAUUCCACCUAAUGCACAAGUCCGAACAGUCCCAGCAUCUGAACUCCCUCCAGGUAUCAAGAAACAGAUUUUCACUUCAUCAGCCAGCUCCUCUUCGGGGUCAGGGGUACCCAGUGUGGUCUACGUGUCACCCAUCACGACCAUGGACCAAGGCUGUACUCCACCAAAUUGUCCUGCGCUUAACCUGCUCGAGCUCCUCUCCAAGAAAUCAGCCAGCACUUCAUGUGUACCCCCACCAAAACCACAACUCAAACUGAUCCCACAGGUCUCACAAAGACCCAACAGCCCCAUAAAGUGGAUUAUUGAAGAAGAGGAGAGCUCGGCGCCUCAGGCUCUUGAUGCUCUCAAUUCUUCCUUGGUCACGUCAGAGAUCCUUCGGGCUGUAGCAGUGAGGGAAAAGGCUCACAAACCCUGUGAUGCCAUGACAAAACCAGCCUCUCAGCUGAGUCAGAGCGAAAGUAGCCAAGGAGAGGAAAGCGCUUUGGUCAUGUGUAACGGGAAGGUGUUCUUUGUGGCCAAAAAGUCCAACCUGCCAAUUCCAGUGGGAAUAGACGACUCACCAACAGUAGCAACAAAAAACACAACUGUGCCUUCACCCGCCCUGACAGCUGACAUCCAGCAGAUCAUCAUCCCAGAUGAGUCUGACGAAGUGAUUGACCUUUGUGAUGAUGAUGACUCAUCCCAAAAAGCAGUUAAUACAGCAGCAGUGACUCAUCUGGACGAAGACAAUGUUAUAUUUGUGUCUUAUAUUCCACCCAAAUCUGACUCUGGAUCAGCACAAGAUUUGAUACUCCAAACACCAAAAGCACUUACGAAGGUAACAGACCAGAGAGGCAUGAGCAGCUCAAACAGCGCCCAGCGACAAAAGAGGCUGCAUGGUAAUGCUGGCGAUGAUGCUCUGAGAAGAGAAAGUGUCCAGAACCCAUUAGUCAGCGCAGUCCAAAAUCAUAUACAUGCUCGUGGUCCAGCAGUGAUAAACACGGAGGGUUCAAAAGUCAACAGUCAGCAGAGCACCUCCACCCAACAUGUGGGGAGCUUAGAGGUUGAUGUAGAAAGAAAGAGUCAAGCAUAUCCCAAAAUGUCUGAUGGCAGCAGUGGAACAUGCUCUCGAGUAGAGGAGGACACCUACGAAAUGGAGAACUCUGUGAGUCCUGCAGCAGGUUUGACGUCUUUGCCGGCAUCAGAAUCCCGUCCAAUGGCCGACCGUCUGCUGGGACAGUUAUUCGGGAUAACCGCUGAUGUGAGGAUUUGCCUGCAGAGGAUUGAUGAAGCCUCAACUGGGUCUGUCCCUGCAGAGCCUCUGCAGAGUGAGUCCAUAAGGCCAGUGGAGGAUCAUCAGGAAGCAAUGAGCAGGUCAAAAGAGGACAAACUUUUCUUACAGGACUUUUCCAGCCCUCAAAAACAUGACAGCAGCAACCGUCUCGUCAAACAAAUCAAAGUACUUACUGAACAGGAGCUACCAGCAGACCCUGCCACUCCAGGUCCUCACACACAUCUCCAGUGUUCACACCUCGAACAAACAAAAACUUUGAAGUGCAAUUCAGGUCAAAGGUCACUCAAGGAAACACCUUGCGAUGUUGAAACAAAGCCAUUGAUCAGCUACUUAGAACCCAUAGAUGAGGAUUUCCUCAGCACAGAUGAAAACAACUCCACAGACGCUCUUCCACAGACUUGUGUGAAUCUGAACACAAACACCAGGAGGAUGGGAAGAACAAGGAAGCGCACAUUUUGCCCGUGUUGCAUCACCGGUACUCAUGACCCUGCAACAAAGUCAGAAAAGCCGGAAAAGUUGACGACGAAGCAGACGAGUAAAAGAGGCGGAAGAACAAAGUCUGUGAGGAUAGAUAUGAGAACAUCUGGAAGGAAGAGCUGGUUAAAAACCAAGAACAAGCAGAGUUGUCAGACCUAUGAGGCUCUGGCCAGUGAACGUUUCUCCACCACAUCCAUGGACCCCGAGGACCACAAGGAACUCCAACGACUAGAACAGAUCAAAAGACUCAAAGAUCUUCUGAGAGAGAAAGAAGCCACUUUAGACUUGAUGAGAAACAGCAUGAGCUGAGAUCAGAGGUCAAAAAACAUUGCAAGCACCAAUAUCCUAACAUACAGCAUUAACACAAAUAUUUAUUUGUUGUUAUUGGGUUUUUUUUGUUAGAAUUAACGGACUAACAUGUAUUGUAUUGCUUCAGCAUUGUCAUGUGUGUCUGUUUUUCUAUUUUUAUAUCAUUAUCAGUAUAUGAUGUGUGCAUCUCACAGGGAGAGCAGGUUCAAUAUUUGUUCUACACUUAGACACCACGUGGCCAGUUUACUGUUACGUAAGGCUGUUGCUUAUGUUGUUAAAGGUUACACAGAAUAUGUUAAACGGAAGCAUCCUCCAUGCAGUCUACACCAACUCUGACCUCAGUGUCAGGCUCUUAAAGUGCUGCAACUAGGGCUGCAACUAAAGAUUAUUUUGGUUGUCGACCAAUUAGUCAUGAUCAUUUCUACUAAAACAAAAUAGCAACCUGCAUCAUUUAUUACCAUUUAAUACCAGUUAUUACUAUUACAAUUA